This is a messenger RNA of Pungitius pungitius (ninespine stickleback), 1565 nucleotides long. It is a transcript of the gene ciao1, whose product is annotated as cytosolic iron-sulfur assembly component 1. Gene Ontology annotation, biological process: iron-sulfur cluster assembly. The transcript has 7 exons. Bases 398 to 1393 code for a protein of 331 amino acids. The record is from RefSeq and is a predicted model, not a curated record. NCBI's taxonomy places the organism in Eukaryota, Metazoa, Chordata, Actinopteri, Perciformes, Gasterosteidae. Gene Ontology annotation, cellular component: cytosolic [4Fe-4S] assembly targeting complex. Gene Ontology annotation, molecular function: protein binding.
UUCCUCGGAGAAACAGGAGCACGGUGAUGGAUACUGGAGCUAAUCUCUGAUUAUUUUCGCGCAGGGUGGCGAUAAUUCACCCAUUACGUUUAAUGUCGACCGCCGCGAAACCCCACGAAGAAGAAAAAGAAGAAACAAGCAAACAUGGCGGCGUUUCCGACCCGGUGGUUUUUUUGAACUUUUGUGCGUUGAGGCGACUCCUACAUUUCCUUUUCGUGUUAUCUUCGAGUUGACAGACCCCCCCCCCCCCUCCCCGUCGUCGCUGACAGCAGCGGUGAGCUCGUGGUGUUCGUUAACGUUAACCGAUAAAUCCCUCGCGUCCGUGAAACCGUCAUCGUCCGUGACGGAUAUUCAGACGGCUCCGGAACCGACACCACGUGACAUCAGCGGGUCAAACAUGAAGGCGGGGUUGAUCCCGGUUCAGACCCUGAACGCGCACCCGGACUCCCGGUGCUGGUUCGUCGGCUGGAGCCCCAGCGGGACGCUGCUAGCCUCAUGCGGGGGCGACAACGCCAUCCGGAUAUGGGGACGAGAGGGUGACUCGUGGAUAUGUAAGAGUGUGCUUCAGGAUGGACACCAGCGCACUGUGAGGAGAGUGGCCUGGUCUCCCUGCGGCAACUACCUGGCGUCUGCCAGCUUUGAUGCGACCACUUGCAUCUGGAAAAAGAAGAAUGAUGACUUUGAGAGUCUGACUGUGUUGGAAGGACAUGAAAAUGAGGUCAAGUCUGUGGCGUGGGCACCUUCGGGGAAUCUGCUGGCAACGUGUAGCCGAGACAAGAGUGUCUGGGUCUGGGAAGUGGAUGAAGAAGAUGAGUACGAGUGUGUUACCGUUGUGAACUCUCACACGCAGGACGUCAAGAAUAUCGUGUGGCACCCGACCCAGGAGCUCCUUGCGUCAGCCAGCUACGACAACAACGUUUGUAUUUACAAGGAAGAGGAUGACGACUGGGAGUGCCGAGCCACUUUGCAAGGACACACAUCCACGGUGUGGAGUUUAGCUUUCGAUGCCACCGGGCAGAGACUGGCCUCCUGCAGCGAUGACCGCACCGUGAAGAUAUGGAAAGAGUCUCCUAAUGAAAGCGGACAAGGAGACUUGUUGUGGAAAUGCGUUUGCACUCUGUCUGGGUAUCAUGGACGAACAGUGUAUGAUAUUUCCUGGUGUCGGCUGACUGGCGCCCUGGCGACUGCCUGUGGUGACGAUGCUGUGAGAGUGUUCAAGGAAGACGAGACGGCCAAUCCAGAGCAGCCGAUGUUCUCGCUAGCUGCUCAGGUGACCAAAGCCCACAGCCAGGAUGUGAACUGUGUCGCCUGGAACCCGAAGGAGGCGGGACUCCUUGCCUCCUGCAGCGAUGACGGAGGGAUUUCCAUCUGGAGGUUCCAAGAGGAGGACUGAACCCAACUGGCUUGAAGAAGUUAGAGCGCACGUGGGAACUGUACUUUAGAGUUCACCACAAAUAAUUCAUCCAACUUUUCCUGAUGGCUCAGCUUGAUUUUGCAUGAACAUGACUAAACUAAUGCUUCAGCACAUCUUUUGUUUAUAUAUAAAUAAAAAAACAUGAAUUGUG